This is a messenger RNA of Chenopodium quinoa (quinoa), 1543 nucleotides long. RefSeq lists its product as uncharacterized. Lineage: Eukaryota; Viridiplantae; Streptophyta; Magnoliopsida; Caryophyllales; Amaranthaceae. The record is from RefSeq and is a predicted model, not a curated record. Bases 158 to 1165 code for a protein of 335 amino acids. The transcript is spliced from 4 exons.
CGUAUUUUCUUGUAGGACUGAAGGUAUACUGCUAGAAUUCCCGGAAUUAACCAGUUCUACAAGACGAAAUCAUUGGUUGGUCUUAACGAAGGAAAUUAUUCUUUUACAUCAGUUUUUAUCUAAAAAGGAAUCGCUGUCUGCAAACCAAGUAUGGGAAAUGCAUGCAAGGACAAUUUUAGGCUUUACAAGACUUCAUGCUGCAAGAGAAAUGCUUAGAAUGGCACCUCCAUUACCACAAACAUUUUUGAUCUUUACUUUAUUUGAUGAGCUGCCUAAAGGAGAUUUUAUCAUAGAAGAACUUGCAGAAACUUUAAAGCUGAUUGAAACGGAAGAACCCUGCAGUGCAAGUUCAAUCCUGAAGAAUCUGAAUAUGUCGCACAAGUUUGCACCUGAAAUGGAGUCGAAGGAAUCAGAUGUGGUUGAAAAAGUCACUUUAAAAAGUGCCCAAGAAGAUAGUUUUACAACAUUGGAUGAAGCUGUUACAGAGGUGAAGGAACAAGCAAAGGAAAUCGAGUCAGCAAAAGCUACUACUGAAAGCUUAAAAGAAGAAGGGGUUGUUGACAGUGCUCUUGUACUUUUGGAGCUCUUGAAACCACUAAAAAGCAGUUGGAUUUGGCUUCAAGAAGUAUUGGCAUGGGAGAGGCCGGGUGCAACCAUCAAUUUGAUCACUGCUAUUCUCUUCAUAGCCUACAGGGAGUGGAUUGGAAAGGCAUUGGCUACCAUCUUAUUUUGGGCAGCCUAUGAAAUGCUACGAGCAAGGCAGCAGAGGAUUGGAGAAAAGUAUAAUAAGGUGGUGGUGUGUACUGCUUCAGACCAGACAACAAUGGAGAGCAUUAUAUCCGCACAGCAAGGACUUAGAACUGCCCAUGACUUGGUGCAGCAGGUCAACAUUGCAAUACUUAAGAUCUACUCUAUAUUGGUUUCUAGGGCCCCCAAGCAAGCAAACAUGGUGAUGAUGAUGAUGGUUGGAAUAGCAGUGAUUGUAGCUCUUAUUCCCUUCAAGUAUAUGAUUAUGGCUUCCACCUUGUAUCUAUUUGCAACGAACUCAAAAUAUUACAAGAAUCUCAUGAAAAACGACUCAGGAAAUCGGCGAUUGAAGGAAUGGUGGGACUCCAUUCCCGUUAUUCCUGUGGAAACCGUGGACGAACUGCCAGAGAACAGAUGAUUGGCUUGUGAACUGCAGUCAAUGUUUUAUGUAAUUAUAUGACCUUAAUGGGUUUUACAGCACACUUGGUAGUUAAUAAACACUUGGCUAACAGUGUUUUGCGUGGAGCUUAUCAGCUGCACCUAGCAAUACACUCUUUGGGUGAUAGGAUUAAUUUUUAAUAAGGUAUAUACUUUCCUUUAUAAGCUUUUGUUUCGUUUACAUUCUUUUGUUUUAGGGGUAAGAGGUGUACAGAACACAUAGCAAAUGACUUCUGAGAGUUCUGAAGGUAUAAAGUUUCAUGAUUCUGCAUAAUUAUAUGCCUUUUUUUAUAACUAAUAUCCUAAUAGUAGUGGCGGAUCCAGUUGGUUUAACUGAACUCAUACUAGAUGCAGAAUA